CGGGCUUCGCUUAAAAUUGUGAACGAACCUUCGUGAUACAGUCCGCCAUUAGAGCUAGCUGGGAAGCCAACCUCAGGAUCGCGGCUUACAGAGAACACCAAAACUCCCACCUUUCUCAUCCAUCCACUCCGCUCCAACCAAAAACAAUUGAGGAAGGAUCUAGGUUAAAUCCUCCUACUAAAUUAUUCAAAUUGGAAUGAAUCUCUUACUGUCAAAAAUACUAAUGUCGAGGAUACUGCUGCACGAGAAAGAAGACCUAAUGCUGUGAACAACUUUCCAGUUGAUUGAGAUGAAAAUGUGCUAGAUUCAUCUUCUUUAAUUAGGAAAGUAGCUUGCAUAUCUACUAACAGUGCUCCAGCUACACAAUGGCUUAUGUGCGAUGGUGUUGGCUUACAUUCCUUCAAAUCUUCAUAAUCAUCUCUUUCUCUCUGCCUGAUGCGGACUUAUCUUUCACUCAUAUACAAGAAGUUGGUAUCAAGGUCUUGAAUGUUGCUCAGGAGCUUCAAAGAGAGACUCUUCCUUUAAAGAUGGGUCAACGUUUUUACAAACUCAAUGGUCUCAAAGAAUCAUCUUGGUAUGAAGUCAAGAUAUCGUAUCCCGCUUCUAUACCUGCUAGUUUUUCCCUUGAUUUGAAGAAAAAUUUAGCUGAGCUGCAAAUGAGAACAAGUAGAAGAUUAUUAAAUACAGAAAAAAUAAUUUUCAAGUUUGACAGCAAGAAAUUGAAUUCCGGUGAGAAUACGGCACUUGUUCUGGUAACUGUGGAACCUGCUGGUAUUGUUGCGAAGCCAAACGUGCAGGAACAAGAACUUGUCUUGUUUAAUAUCAGUUAUCUUGUCAAGGGACAAAAUGUAUCAUUUUAUAUUAGAAAUGAUUGCCCAUUUGAGAUAUGGCCAGCAAUUGCUCCAAAUGUUGGCCAUCCUGUUCUUGCUAAUGGUGGAUUUUUGCUAUCUUCGGGAAAGACUAAGAGGAUCCAAGCUCCUCCCCAAUGGAAUGGGCGCUUUUGGGCAAGAACUGAUUGUGACUUCUCAUCAAAUUUAAACCCUUCUUGUCAAACUGGUGAUUGUCAAGGUUUGUUAUUUUGCAAUGGAACAAUAGGCUUACCUCCCGCCACACUUGUAGAGGUUUCGAUUCAAGAAGAAACUUCCAAACCUAGCUUUUAUGAUGUGAGUCUUGUUGAUGGCUACAACUUGCCUGUGUCAGUAUCUGCAAGGCCAACAAACCCUAAUUGCUUAAUACAAGGUUGCAAAAGAAGUGUUAAUGAUGUGUGCCCUGAAGAGCUUCAAAUUUUAGAUCAAAAAAGAGAUGUCAUUGCAUGCAAGAGUGCAUGCUUGGCUUUCAAUCAAGACAUUUUUUGUUGUAGAGGUUCAUAUCAAAGCCCUGAAAAAUGCAAGCCUAGUAUGUACUCUAAGUUGUUCAAGGAUGCAUGUCCUUCUUAUUUCAGUUAUGCUUACGAUACGCCAACACCACUUAUGAGUUGUUCUUCAAAAGUGUAUGUUAUCACUUUCUGCCCCUCUAAAUGGAGAAAUCUUGAAUCUGUGUAAUAAUACUAAACAUAUAUAAAAUAAAUAUGA
Messenger RNA from Phalaenopsis equestris, 1571 nucleotides. RefSeq names its product thaumatin-like protein. The record is from RefSeq and is a predicted model, not a curated record. Gene Ontology annotation, cellular component: extracellular region. Bases 366 to 1541 code for a protein of 391 amino acids. NCBI's taxonomy places the organism in Eukaryota, Viridiplantae, Streptophyta, Magnoliopsida, Asparagales, Orchidaceae. Gene Ontology annotation, biological process: defense response. The transcript is spliced from 8 exons.